Molecule: messenger RNA, 849 nt
Organism: Corylus avellana
Lineage: Eukaryota; Viridiplantae; Streptophyta; Magnoliopsida; Fagales; Betulaceae
Source: RefSeq, a predicted model, not a curated record
UAACCUUCUCCUCUCUUCUCUCAGUCUCGCCUCUCUCUCUCUCUCUCCUGUCUCGCCUCUCGCCCUUUCUCUCGUCUCUCUUCCUCUCUCUCGUCCGACUCUUCUCUCAUCUGCGCCGCCGCUCAACCUCCGCCGAUCCAGGACCUGAUGUCAACAUGACUCGUAAAAGAAGACGACAGGCAAAGACGACAAUUGCAAGGAUGAAGACAUUUCCACGAACGAGUUACCCUCAAAGGACUUCUUAUGGACAAGCUAUCGAUGAACAAAGAUUCUCUUCUGUUCCAUCAAUUCCAACAGCAAGCUACCAAACAACAAAAGGAGACUCGGUGAUGGUAGAUAUAGAGGAGGAUCCAGAGCCAAGCCCAAGUGAGCAUCGUGCAAAUGAAACUCAAACAGAUGAGAGUGUUUUUAAGGAUAUGAUUGCAACCAAUUGUGACAAAGAUGGGAACAACAUGCUACACUUAGCUGGAGAAUUUUCUCAACUAAAUAUCGUAGUAGGUGCAGCCCUUCAUAUGCAACAUGAGUUAUUGUGGUUUGAGAAGAUUAAAAAGAUUGUGCCCCUUACAUUCUUGAAGGCAAAGAAUUCAGAAGGAAAAACACCCAAGGACUUAUUUACACAAACACAUCAAAGAUUACAUAAAGAUGGUGAAAAGUGGAUGAGGGACACGGCCAAUCAUUGCAUGGUUGUGGCAACACUAAUUGCCACGGUGGUUUUCGCUGAAGCCUUUACUAUACCAGGUGGCAAUAAUCAAGGAAAUUGAACUCCUAUCUUUUUGGACCAUACUUGGUUUAUUGUAUUCUUCCUAUCAGAUGCAAUAGCAAUGUUAUCCGCUUCAACUUCAAUAUUAA